Molecule: messenger RNA, 2785 nt
Organism: Diprion similis
Lineage: Eukaryota; Metazoa; Arthropoda; Insecta; Hymenoptera; Diprionidae
Gene: Fpgs1
Product: folylpolyglutamate synthase, mitochondrial-like
Exons: 3
Coding region: 678-2276 (532 amino acids)
Biological process (GO): tetrahydrofolylpolyglutamate biosynthetic process
Cellular component (GO): mitochondrion; cytoplasm; cytosol
Molecular function (GO): tetrahydrofolylpolyglutamate synthase activity; ATP binding
Source: RefSeq, a predicted model, not a curated record
UUGAAAUUGCGUAUUUGAACUUAAAAAUAUGUUUAUUCAAUAUUUAUCAAAAUAAAAAUUCAUCCCGAAGAAAGAUAAUGAUAGUUUGUUCUAUGACCCCAUUUGAGAAAAUGAUCAGAAAUACGUCAACUUCGAGGGCUCGAAACUUUAUGAAUGCGAGGAAGAAAUAACUUUUUAUGAUCAUAAUCGGAUUCCUUGACCUAAACAAUACGUAAAACACAUGCUUUCAAAAGUAAAUAUUCACUUGAGACACCCAAAAACAUUGAAUUACUUCAUGACAUCUUGGCAGUUAAGUGAUUAAGAGAGAGAUGCACCGUCGAUGUAUUUUUCCGAGGGUAUUGUUGACGCUGGUUGGCGGCACAAUAACAAUCUCGCAUCAGCGCAGCUUCGGCUCGCGUUAAGUUUUUGAAAUGUGUUCGAACCACUUCGUGACGUACAUCCGUGUUAUAUGAAUUAAGUCGUUAUCGGCAGUCCGUGAACCAUUCUGACCUUAGAAUUUUUAUUGCCAGGGCACGUACUACGCCGUCAAGCCUUAUCGCUGUAUCAAACCGAGGAGAUAUGCAAUUUUUUUCUAAGAUUAUGACACAACUUAUUACCCGCGGACGGUUUGUCUCCACCGGCACGAGCUACGAGGUACGUCGCAUUCCGGGUCGCCGUUUUAAACACACUUGCCAACAAUGGAUGUGAUAUGUGCUCUGAACACUUUACAAACAAAUGCACAGUACUUGAGAGCAGCCAAAACGAAUCAUUCUUCGGGGAGCGAAUCCAUUCAGGAAAUGAAAAAAUAUCUUUUGCGGUCCGGAUUGACCCUCGAAGAUGUCGACAAACUGUCAAUAAUUCAUGUCACAGGAACCAAGGGGAAAGGAUCGACUUGUGCAUUCACAGAGGCUAUACUGCGCCAAUAUGGAUUUCGCACAGGGUUUUAUAGUUCGCCGCAUUUAAUCCACGCCACGGAAAGGAUAAGAAUCAACGGGCAGCCGAUAAAGGAGGAUCAUUUUGCAAAAUAUUUUUGGCAUGUUUUCAACAAAUUGAGUAACCAGAAGGAAAGCGAAACCGAUAUGCCUGCAUACUUCAAAUUCAUCACUGUUUUAAUGUUUCACAUAUUUCUAAAUGCUGACAUCGAUGUUGUGAUUCUUGAAGUUGGUGUUGGCGGUGAAUACGACUGCACGAACAUUGUCAGAAAUCCUGUGUGCGUUGGUAUUUCCAGUCUGGGAUUGGAGCAUACUGCGUUGUUAGGAAACACUCUGGAGGAAAUUGCGCAUCAGAAAUCAGGAAUAUUGAAAGAAAAUUCAAUUGCAUUCACAGUUCCACAGCCGGACAACGCUGUGAACAUUAUCAAGCAAAGGGCUAUCGAGAGAAACUGCGAACUGCGAAUGGUACCAGAUUUCAAAUCUUACGAUUGGGGCGGAGAUCCACCGAAUCUAGGGAUAGCCGGUUCUGUUCAAGAGAUUAAUGCAUCUUUAGCUGUACAAUUGGCGCACACUUGGAUGCUAGAAAUGGCAAAAAGAAAGUCACGAGUUUCAAACGGUAAUGAAGCUGAUAAUCGUCGAAUCGAUACGAGCAAAAACAGUUAUGCUUGUGUUGCAAAAACUCUCUCUAGGUCACAGUUCAAUUCAUCUCUUAAUGGUAACGAGAAUGCACAUAAUGUUAGCUUCCUUCAUUCAGAGUCUCAAAUUUCUUCCGUUUUUGCCACUCUCGAUGAAAAUAAUGAUUUCUCUAUAAUUUCGCCGAAGAAAACUGCCCUCGCUUUGUCUUGCUGCGUGUGGCCAGGUCGCACGCAAGUAUUGUGCGGUAGAACUAUGAAUUUUUACUUGGACGGUGCUCACACGUCCGAAAGUGUUGAACAUUGCGCCGCCUGGUAUCUAAAUGAAAUAGAAAAUAAGAUUGGGAAACGUUUUCUGAUAUUCAACGUAACGGGCGAUCGAGACGUGUCAAAACUAUUAAAGCCAAUGAAAAGUUUGAACUUUGAAAAAGUUUACUUCGUACCAAAUAUAUCAGGCAAAACAGUUAAGUUAGAUCAAUUAGAAUUGCAAACCACAAGUAGUUUACAACAUGAAAGAUGUAUAAGAAAUCAUGAGAUAUGGGGUGAAGGAAAUUCAAUGGUAUUACAAAACGUGUCCGAAGCAUUAUCGCACAUCACUAGCACGUGUUAUUCGAACAGAAAUACCAUCAAAGAUGAAGGUAAACCGCAGAUACUUAUCACCGGGUCUCUGCACUUGGUAGGUGCCGCGUUAUUAGUUCUAGAUCCAAAUUUAACUAUGAAAACGAAUUACUGAUACGAGAUAAAAAAAUUUAAAGACAUCUAUUAAUAUUAAUCAGUGAUGAGUCGGGCAAAAUUCUAUAUAUAAUACGGAAUAAACAAAGCUGUGAUGAUUCAUUGUUCUGGUUAAAAUUAAAAUCAAAACUAGGGGUUGAAAUUCGUGUCUGAAAAUAUCAUUGAUUGAUUUUAUUUUAAUACAAAAUUCUGUUUAGCUAUGAUAUGCUGAACAACAGGGUGUUGGCUGAAAUGUGAAUGUAAAAUUUCCUAAGAGUUCUAGAUAUUUCCAGGAAGUGGAAACCUACUUUUGUACAACAUAUGGAUAGUCAUAUAUACUCUGAAUAAGGACUUUCCCGAUUUAUUGAUCAAGGGAUCUUACCAUGCGAGGAUAAAUAUUUAUGUUAUACACUUUGCAUUCAGUUUAUCUCGUCUCGCGAUUGAAUGCUUUUCUACAUAAGAUCAUUGUAACAUCUUUGUGAAAAAUUUUACGUAUUUUUGCUACGAAAAUUUCUUUUGCUAGAAAAAGGA